This is a messenger RNA of Aspergillus ibericus CBS 121593, 2357 nucleotides long. Its product is annotated as CeGAL family transcription factor. The record is from RefSeq and is a predicted model, not a curated record. Gene Ontology annotation, biological process: regulation of DNA-templated transcription; DNA-templated transcription. The coding region runs from base 231 to 2357 and encodes 708 amino acids. The transcript is spliced from 5 exons. Gene Ontology annotation, molecular function: zinc ion binding; DNA binding; DNA-binding transcription factor activity, RNA polymerase II-specific. NCBI's taxonomy places the organism in Eukaryota, Fungi, Ascomycota, Eurotiomycetes, Eurotiales, Aspergillaceae.
CCGCGGCCGGCCUGGCAGCUUUUCCUCGAUUCUCCAUUCUCUCUCCUCGCAGCUGCCGACCGGAAAUCCACUGGCCAACAGAUUCGUGGCAUGUUGGAACAGCUCCAAACGGCGUAGGACCAUGCUCUGACUCUGAGAGUGUUGUCCGAUGCCCCCAUAUUUAUUUGCUCCUCGAUUACUAAGUGUCCCCCCAUUUCCCCCGUCCAAUUGAGGACUGAGGACAUGCCACCAUGAAUCCCCCGAGCUCUGGUGCCGCAACAUCACCGAUGACCGGUGCCAUCCGCACCGAUUCCCGAAAGAAGCCCUCCGGCGCAAUUGCGAAACGGGCUUGCGACCAAUGCAAGUUCCGCAAGAUCAAGUGCAGUCUCUCCCAACCAUGCCGGGCAUGUGUCUCCAUGGGCUUUGAUUGCACCUUCUAUCAGCCGCAAAAGAAACGAGGUCCCACUGGACAUCGUGUGUCCCAGAUCCGGCAGCAGCAGACCCAACUAUCGGGUUUGAGUGGUGCCCAGAAUCAUGUAGCUUCCAAUCCCCUCCCAGGGACUUUCACCUAUCAAACAGGCUCGCCGUCUCGAGGAGAUGGGGGCUCAAACACGGCCCAACCAAUGCAGGAUGCUGCACACUGGCCCAUGCACAGCGAGGGCACUGUCCCCGUUGAGCUUGCUCCUCCCCAAGCACCAGCCCAGAUGGCGCCCGGUUGGAAUUCUGGAGCUUCUCCAAUCGAGUCUCAUAGUACUAGUGGCGUCAGCUGGAAUGAGCGCAGCGAUGUUGAGUACUGGCUUCCAGAUACGCUGGAUGCUCAAGUGCCCGUCUUCGAUUUCCCGGGCAGCAACAUCUACCUAAAAACCUCUCUCCCAUCUAUCAUACAAACAGAAGCUGCAUCUACAGGCCUACCGUCACAUCAAGUGGAGGCCGCCAGCGUUCCCAUGUCCGGUGCGAAUGUCCUGCCCCCGCAGUCGAACGAGACGAAUACGGUGUGGCCUUCAUCCAUUGUGGAGGCAAACAUGAUUCCCUGGAUUGAUGUCUACUUUGACCGUUUACAUCCAACAUUACCGGUGCUGAACCGAUCGUCCUUGUUCAUCCGUAUGCUGUCCCAGGAGCACCGCAGGAAUCCGCAGUUUGGUGCAAUGCUUCUCGCGUUGUGCGCAUUUUCUCUUACCCAACCCAUCGAAAUCGACGAGCGACCGACAUCGUCUUCUCGAGCAAGUCAGGCUCGGUCCAUGAUGAAUGAGGCGACUAAGAUGCGCAGCUGUUCCGAUUUCGGGGAACACCCAACGGUUGAAGCCGUCCUUACCAGUUUCUACCUGUUUGGGUGUCUAUUUGGCAGCAAUCAGCACAACGCCGCAUGGCUCCGUCUGCGGGAGGCCCUCGACCUUGCUGCUACACUGGGAUUGAACAAUCCGGAUUCGUACCGAGAUUUGCCCAGCGAUGAAAAGGGGCAACGUUUACGGACUUAUUUGGUCCUGUCAAUCACGGAGAGAGCUUACGCAUUACAACGAAGGCAUCCAAUCACCUUUUGGGGAAGACCAGGGUUUAGCAUGCGACCCGUUCAUGACUUUAUCCAUAGUGCCACCCAUAGUCUUGUGUCCGGCAUCAUAGUUCACAACGAAAAGGAUGCCGAAGGAAUGAUGGGACUCGCUCGACUAAUGGAGUUAUUUGAUGCGAUUGAUGAGGAUGUUGUCGAUUGCUGGAACCAGCGAUGUAACGUCAAUGCCGGCUAUUGCGAGAAGCUCACGGAAGCCAAGGCUCUGUCGAUACACCAAAACCUCAGCCGUGUCAGUGAAUCUGAGCGGUACAAGGGCUACGACUGGUUUGAACGCUCCAAGUCGGCCCUCGGCGGGAACCAGAGCAACCGCCCGGCGAUAGGUUUGAGGGAAACUCAAUGUGCAGACGUCUUUAUCACGAAGAAAUGGCUCCAGAACCGCAUUUGGGUGCUCUGUUCGACCCAUGGUCUACUACGGCCGGCAUCUGAACGCCAUGAGCUUAGCCUCAACUACGCUAUUUCCGUUGCAAAAGAGACACUUGAUAUCUGUCGUUCUUUGCGACUGAGCUCCAUGGAAGCGCAUGGGAUAGGCCUUGACCAGGUUGAGAAGUUGUUCGACAUCGCAGUCGGUGCAAUCAGUGUCUUGUUCAAUGUCCAAAUACCUCUCGCCAAGGGCAUCACGGUGGCAUCGCCCGCCAGAACGAUUCCCAAUGCUCAGGUUCCAACGGCUGAUAGCCAGGUGCUCUCCAAGACCCUGACGGAAGACUUUAUGUUGCUGAUGAGCAGCCUGCGAGGUGGAAACCACCCUUUCAUGGAAAAGUAUCGGACACUGUUGGGCUCAUUGCACACUACUGGCCAUGCUUGGGGCUCGCAAUAA